Messenger RNA from Colletotrichum paranaense, 885 nucleotides. RefSeq lists its product as uncharacterized. The transcript is spliced from 2 exons. Lineage: Eukaryota; Fungi; Ascomycota; Sordariomycetes; Glomerellales; Glomerellaceae. The record is from RefSeq and is a predicted model, not a curated record. Bases 1 to 885 code for a protein of 294 amino acids.
AUGGAACAAACCUCACAAGACACAUACUACUCAAGCGGCCCAGGCUCACUCAAUAAAAUCACACCACGAGCUCUCCUCAACCUCUCAUCCGAAAUCGUGGAACAUAUCAUUUACGCUCUGUGCCAGUCUUGCCAGUCGUGCGAUCACGGCUGCGAGCCUACAGUGGCCGGGCGUGGUGCCCUCGAGAACGUAAGCUUGACAUGCAAAACGUUUCGGUACCUUGUCGCACCACACUUGCGACAUACUUUCAGCUUAUAUCACAAGCGCCUCUCGGAUCCCAUCACCUACGAUGCCCUGGUUCGCCAGCGAGAAAUCCAGCUCGACAUCAUCGUCGAGUGUUCUCACUCGUCUCAAGGACGCCAAGAUUCACUUCCCCGCUUCCAAGUCUGGCCUGUCUACAAGUCGAUCAAGAGUCUCCGAUUUCUCUGCGCUUGCUCUGCAGAAGGCCAGGCUGUAUCAACUGACCUUACUCCCGCGUGGGGUGGCAGUCAACUGAUUGGCAAGCUUCCGAAUAUCACCAGUCUUCAUAUUCACGGCAUCACACAACUCAAGUUCUUCAACGAUCCCGUGCCCUGUCACGGUUACCCAACCUUGGUUCAUCUCAGACGCCUAAAGCUAACAAACUGCCGAUUCAUGUUCGCAACUUCUUUCAGCCUCCUGCUUGAGUGCUGCAGAUCGCUAGAGGUCUUCAUCUUCAGUCGGGACGAGUCCCCCGACGGUAGCAUCAUCCAAGAGCUGAGUUGGAACAACUGGAACCUCGAUUUGGAGAUCACCCCACGUCAAAUAGUUGAUCAAAUCAGCAUAAAGGUACCUAAAGCCCUGAAGUAUUUGGUUAUCGGACUAUGGUUUGGGUGGGAGGGUCAGUGCGCACCGACGCAUGUGUAA